GGGCCAAAGUGUCAGUGGCGGUGAGUAGAGCGAUCGCCGCCGGUGUACCGGCUGGCGAAUUAAAAUGUAUCCACCUUUGAAAUCGCCAUAAUCGUCGAAAAUCAUUUUAAAUACACGAUUUAAUAUAAAAUUAUCUAAGAAGUUACUAGUUUCAUGUCAAUUGUUGUUUAGUGAGUAUGUUUAUUGUGGUUCCAGUUGAUUUAAGGAAAUUAUAAUAGCAGAUAAUUAAUGUACAAUGCCAGACUGGACAUGGCUGCUACUGGCGGCGCUGUUCGGAGCGCUGUCGGCACUGGCCGUGCCCGUGGCGCUUCUCAUCUACUUCGUCAGGCCUUUCGAAAAGAAACCGACCAUAGAGGAGCAAUGUUCUAUGCCAGUUACCUUGCCACCGGAGAUCCUGAACGAGCUGACCCGCGGCGCCGGCAGCACCCCCGAGGGCGUACUGAACGCGAUGCUGCAGUUUAUCUUCCAACAGAGCACCGCCGACACGCGCUGGUUACGCCGCCGCAUGGCCAGCGAGCUUGCCGAGCUACUCGCCAAGACCUCCUCCGGCAAGAUAUUUGAGUCCCUCACGCUUCGGUCAUUAGAAGUGGGCACGGAGUUUCCGAGCAUAGCGAAUAUGCAGCUGCUGAGCGGAGAGCUGGAGGAUGACGGGGCACGGCUGCGCUCGCUCGAUAUCCGGUUUGACCUCGCCUACGACGGCAACUUCAGAAUCGAUGUAGAUGCCGUUAUGCUACUUGGCAAGAUCGCUAAUAUAUCUAUCACAGUGGAGAGCAUAAGUGGCAGCGUGCGGCUGAUGUUCCGACGUAAUCCGUACACACACUGGGCGUUAGCGUUCGAGUCGCAGCCCAAGCUGGAUCUGCGCGUGCGGGGUCGCUUCCAGGGCCGCCAGCUCAAGCCCCGGCUGGCCUCCCUCGUUGCAGCGCAUAUCAGGCGAGCGGUCGCUCAACGACAUACGCUGCCUAAUUAUAAAAUAAGGUACAAACCAUUCUUCCCGAAGUCGGAGCCGGGCAGCGGGGAUGGAGAGGAGGGCCCGACGCCGCAAGGUCGGCUCACGGUACGUCUGGUGGAGGUGACGCGCUUGCAGUGGCCCGGCGGUGCCGGGCUCGUGAGGGCAGCGCUUGCUGUCGACUCACAUGGAUGGGUAAACAAUAAUCAUCAUAGUCACCAUUCCAAUUCGCAUAUUAUUUUAAUUUUGAAUCUUAAUCAGAAUAAACUGAAUAAAUCUCUUACCUAUCUGUGUACACGGUGUGUACAGGUGUCAUUACGGCGAGGCGUAUUGGUGCUAGACAUAGUGGUGCCCGCGGUGACAGGUCCGCUGGGGUUGGUGUGCUGCCAGGGCGUGGGCGCGGUGCUCGUGGACACCGUGGUGCCGAUGUCGCCCGCCUACCGUGCGGACCUGCGCCGCGACGACGUCGUUCUCGCUAUUGACAACAAACCCGUUAACAAUGUCGCACAGGUGGGUAAACUUCUUCGCAGCGUGGAGCGUCGGGCGGUAACAGUGCGUGUGCGGCGAGGAGGUGCGGGGGCCGCAGGAACCACUGGCGCCCGGCGGGAGGACGAGCCGCGCAGGCUCCGCACAAACUUCUCCUUCCGACGGGUCUCAGAGGUGAUGGAGGGUGUUCGACUGCAGAGCAUGCGUGCGGCUACCUCCAGAAACAAUUUACUGGAAACUGAUUCACCAGCCAAACUAUCAGAUGCAUCAAGUGAAGUAGAUCAAAAACAAAAAUCGGAGUCAGCGAAGCAGACUUCCAAGUCUACGGAGCAGGGCGGUCCGGGUAACUUCGGGCUUAGGAAACGAAGAUGCUCCGUAGAGAAUAAAUCAUCAGAUAGUUCCGCAGGCAGCACACCGCCCGCCUCCGGAGCCAGCACACCUCUUAGACAAGCGACAAUCAUCAACAAAAUCGUGAAACAUCCUGACAUACCGAUUAUAAAAACUGACUCCUCCGAAUGCAAGCCUGAUAAAACCGAAACCCUGGAAGAAGAAGAGCAAAUAUUUGAAACGGGCGGGCCGCGACAGAGCGAGCACGUCGAAAUCUGCCAAAUGUUUUGGACGAAAAGCAUCCAGCUCAAACCGAUCAUACCUUUCGAUGAAGAGACUGAUUUUAAACUCAAUGAAAAUCAUAAAUAUCUCAACAUUAACGUGUGGGCGACUGUACCGGGCGAAAAGGAUGAGUUGUUGUUGGGUUAUUUGAAUAUACCUCUAGCUGCUUUACUAUCGGAAUGUCAAGAUUCUACAGUACCCCAUCAUAUGAAGAGAUAUCAGUUCCUACCGCCAGAUGUCGAUAUUAAAUUCAGCAAAAGCCACAAGCUAUCCUCGCAUGCCGGCUUCGAGCCGUGCCUCUGCUUCGGGGACGCGCUGGUGUGGUGGGAGUGGGAGGGUGCGGGCGGCGCGCGCAGCUCUCCGCGCCCCGCGACCCGCGGUGCUGCCCCGCGCCCGCAGCACGCGCCCGCGCGCGCCGCACAUGACUUCGUGCGCACGCACUUCCAUAGAUCAACACAAUGCGACUUUUGUAAUAAAAAGAUAUGGCUUAAAGAUGCAAUGCAAUGUAGGAAUUGUGGCCUAUGUUGCCAUAAAAAAUGCGUCACCAAGUGUCAAGAAUCAUCGCCCUGUAUACCAAAACAAGAGCAUGAUCCUUCAUCCAACAGUGGCUGCUCGCCCCCAGAACUUAUCACGACAGAGCCUGACUCCAUGCCGGAUCCCGACUCAGACGAGGAAGAAAAGCCUGAUAGAAAAGACUCCCUAGAUGUUCAUGAGGAAGGUGGUGGUGCGAUGAGCGCGCUGGUGGCAGGCCUCAGACGCGCCGGGUCUGCACAUUCGCUUUCCGCGCCAAGAACCAACGCCUCCUCGCGCUCCUUGCCGCCCUCACCAAGCCACACGCCCAGGAGGCAGUCGCUGGAGGGGGGCCCGUUCGGAGCGUGCGCGGCGGCGUGGGCAGCGCGGGGCGCGGGCGCAGCGGGCGCGGCUGCGGCGGUGCGCGCGAUGCUGCGCCCAGCGCUGCGCAGCGCACUGCCGCCCGACGCGCUGCUGGCGGCCGCCAGGGACUGCGCGCCUGACCUCGCCGACAAACUCACCGCCACACAGAUACAUGAAUUGCUGCAGGCGGUGCGUGAGGAGCUGUCAGCGGAGGACGCGGGCGGGGGUAACGGCGGCGGGGAAGCGGGGGAGGAUAAUGGCGAGGGUCGAGCGUGCGCGCUUACGGCGCUCAUGCUGCACUGCUGCGCGGCAGCACAGCUGGCGCAGCGAGCGGACGCCGCGGAUCCCCCCACCUGAUACAACUUAAUAUAGUGACAUUCAAUCUACGUUUGUAUUUUUAUUUCCUCCU
Messenger RNA from Papilio machaon (common yellow swallowtail), 3323 nucleotides. It is a transcript of the gene Pdzd8, whose product is annotated as PDZ domain-containing protein 8. The record is from RefSeq and is a predicted model, not a curated record. Gene Ontology annotation, molecular function: lipid binding; protein binding. Lineage: Eukaryota; Metazoa; Arthropoda; Insecta; Lepidoptera; Papilionidae. Gene Ontology annotation, biological process: mitochondrial calcium ion homeostasis. The coding region runs from base 236 to 3271 and encodes 1011 amino acids. Gene Ontology annotation, cellular component: mitochondria-associated endoplasmic reticulum membrane contact site. The transcript is spliced from 14 exons.